CAAAAUAUUAAUAUAAUAUAAUAUACCCAACGACUUAUAUUUUAAUCGCUAUUUCAAAAUGAUGCCUGCACGGAUUGGUGGGAUGCAUAUAGCGAAUGAAAACCCUUUAGGGCUUUCAUGGCACGAUUCUGCGUGGAUACCUUUAUUAACACCUUCCAAUAUUAUGGAUUACUUCUCAGAAAAAUCAAAUCCAUUCUUUGAUCGUACAUGUAACAACGAAGUAGUGAAAAUGCAGCGGUUAAGUAUGGAUCAGCUACAAAAUAUGACUGGCUUGGAAUAUAUUCUUUUACAUGUGCAAGACCCUAUUUUAUAUGUCAUAAGAAAACAGCAAAGACACAGUCCACAACAUGUCAUUCCUCUUGCUGAUUAUUAUAUUAUUGCUGGAAUUGUCUACCAAGCACCUGAUUUAGCAAGUGUUUUGAAUUCCAGAUUGCUGUCAGCAGUGCAUCACUUACAAUGUUCUUUUGAGGAAACCAUGAUGUAUUCUAAAUAUCAUCCAAGCAAAGGAUAUUGGUGGGAUUUCAAAGCAAAUAAAGCAGGUUCAAGUCCAUUCAACUCUGCGCAGUCUGCUCCUAAAGAGGUGAGCACUGGUCCAAAAGAGGAGCCUUCAACUCUCUUCCAACGUCAAAGGGUGGAUAUGUUGCUUGCCGAGUUAGUGAGACAAUUUCCAUUGCCAGUUAUUCCAACAACAUCUAGCCAGACCAACGGUGUGACUGUGAAGACAGAGAAUAUGACGGAUAAGGAUAAACCAAUAGAAAGUAACAAUGUAAACAAUAUAACAAUCAAACAGGAACCCAUCGACCCUAUCAACACUGACAUGACAAAUGGAUCAAUGCAAGGACAUAUUGAAAUUAAAACUGAAAUCAAACAGGAAAACAUGAAACCUCCACCAGAGAAGAAACCUAGAAAUAUGUAAUAAACUUU
This is a messenger RNA of Papilio machaon (common yellow swallowtail), 924 nucleotides long. RefSeq names its product mediator of RNA polymerase II transcription subunit 6 (gene MED6). The record is from RefSeq and is a predicted model, not a curated record. Gene Ontology annotation, molecular function: transcription coactivator activity. The transcript is spliced from 5 exons. Bases 59 to 916 code for a protein of 285 amino acids. Gene Ontology annotation, biological process: regulation of transcription by RNA polymerase II. Gene Ontology annotation, cellular component: mediator complex; core mediator complex. NCBI's taxonomy places the organism in Eukaryota, Metazoa, Arthropoda, Insecta, Lepidoptera, Papilionidae.